Molecule: messenger RNA, 1263 nt
Organism: Didymella exigua CBS 183.55
Lineage: Eukaryota; Fungi; Ascomycota; Dothideomycetes; Pleosporales; Didymellaceae
Exons: 2
Coding region: 1-1263 (420 amino acids)
Source: RefSeq, a predicted model, not a curated record
AUGCUGCAUACCUGGGACUUUGGUCUGACCACCACCUCAAUGUCUUCCCCCAGAAAGCCACGUCUCAGCGUCAUCACCUCGUUCAAUUCCAAUCGAGACUCGCUCUCCGCCCGCAAUGUCUCCAGCCCCUUCAGCCUCGCCAUCCCCGGCCGCAACAGCAAGCGCUCAUCACGUCCAAUUUCAAUACCCUUGAGUAUCAGACCAGCGAGUUCAGUAUACUCACAAGAUCAAGAUGAUUUCGACGAAGGCAAAGACAAGAUCACGCCUCUCAAGCCGGCAGUUAUUCUUGCUGAACGACCCACCCGUCCACACCUAGAGAACAGGCAUUCGAGGGCGCUUGCUGCGUACUACACACAGUGCAGCUUGCAGUCAGCUGAGAAGAGGAAGUUCAAUGUCACAUACUGGGGUAUUGAUGAUCGUGUGUUGGCUCUGUCUGUGACGCUCUCGCUGGCGUUCUUGAUAGUAAUAGGGGUGCCUCUAGUCGCGGUGAUCGCACAGAAGUUUAUCGUGCGGUUACCGGUCAACAUCAUUGCGCCUUCGUAUGCCUUUCCGGAUGCUGGCUCGUGGAAUAUAUUGUAUGAUGCCAUCGUGGAACACCAGGACGUGAAAUUCACCGUCAUUAUCAAUCCGGAUGACGGGCCAGGGAACGGCACGCGACCGAGCUCAGAGUAUGUUGACGUCCUGAAUGCGUUGGAAGUGUAUCCGCAUGUACAGACACUUGGCUACAUACGCACCGACCGCGGUACCCGCGACAAUGCUACUGUGCGCGCCGAGAUUGCUACAUACAGUGAGUGGUCUAAGUUCCAGGACCUGAAGCUAAACGGGAUAUUCUUCGACCAGACACCGUACAAGGAUGAGGCGGACGCAAGCGAAUACCUCAGGAACAUCAGUGCGACAGUGCGACACUCGGAAGGCUUUCUCGAACCGAAGCUAGUCGUGCAUAAUCCGGGCUGCGUGCCAGAUGUCGGUCUGGUCCUUUAUAGGGCUGAUAUGAUUGUCGUGUUUGAAGGUGCCUAUUCGGACUUGCCAAGUCGCGAGCAGCUGAGCAACAGCGUCAAAAAGUUGGAACAGCAUAGUCUGCACAGGCAAAACUUUGGCCUGUUGAUCCACUCGACGCCAACUACUACUGGCGAUGUGCGUCUCCGGAAGGUGGUUGAUAAUGCAAGGCGUAGUGUUGAGUGGCUGUACAUUACUGACCUGACAGAGAACGUCUACGACGGGUAUGGCUCGCUGUUGGGGCAGUGGAUGAAUUUGAUCUGGUAG